Messenger RNA from Alnus glutinosa, 1109 nucleotides. Its product is annotated as light-harvesting complex-like protein 3 isotype 1, chloroplastic. Lineage: Eukaryota; Viridiplantae; Streptophyta; Magnoliopsida; Fagales; Betulaceae. The transcript has 4 exons. The record is from RefSeq and is a predicted model, not a curated record. The coding region runs from base 187 to 933 and encodes 248 amino acids.
ACUUCACUGACAGAAAACAGGGGAAGGAAGAUAAGCUUUUUUUAUUUCAAAGCAUGGGUUUCUUCCAUCUUCCCUACUUCUUAUCUAUUAAGCCCAUCUAAAGCAGUAAAUUGAAAAAGAAAAGAUACCAGAAAAGAAGAAAAAGGCCAAAACAAGGGCUAGAGGAAGAGCUUUCUUAGAACAGCCAUGGCUUCUGUUGCCAUUACUGCCUCAUUGCACAUAGCAUGCAGUUCACACCAUGUCACCAAGAAACAGCAGCCUCAACCAGGACCUCCAAAGCCCAAGCAGGCAACCUAUGUUACUCUGGAUGUCGAAGGCCAAAAAGGUUUGAAUAUGGCAGAACACCAUGGGAGGUCUGCUUUAGACAUUAAUAAAUCAAAGAAUGCCAUAGAUGGAGUUGAAAACGGUUUGGAGACAGAUCCUUCUGCUCCAAAAUUUGCUGAUGAGCGAUGGAAGAAUGGGACGUGGGAUCUAAAUAUGUUUGUUAAGGAUGGGAAAAUUGAUUGGGAUGGUGUGAUUCUUGCAGAAGCUAGGAGAAGGAAGUUUCUUGAAUUGUACCCAGAAGCAGCAACAAACCAAGAGCCAGUGCUCUUUAGGAGUUCUAUUAUUCCUUGGUGGGCAUGGCUGAUUAGAUCCUAUCUCCCAGAAGCCGAGCUGCUCAAUGGUCGAGCUGCAAUGGUGGGAUUCUUCAUGGCAUACUUAGUUGAUGCAUUAACCGGGCUUGAUGUGGUUGGCCAAACUGGCAAUUUCGUAUGCAAGGCAGGGCUCUUCGUGACGGUCAUCUCUGUGAUACUCUUCAGGCGAACCCAAGAUUUUGACACCCUGAAAAGGCUAGCAGAUGAGGCUACCUUCUAUGACAAGCAAUGGCAAGCAUCGUGGCAAGACAAAAAUGAAAGCACCGGUGCUUUGGAGCAAACUGGGAAGAGAAUUUAGUUUGCCUUCCAAGACCUGUCAACGAAAGGGGACGAUUGGACAGGAUAAAGUUCAUGAGGGGCUAUACUAUUUCCAGGUGGCUUCAGCAAUGACAGCCACUAAAAACUCCUCCAUUGAUUUGUGGCAUUGCCGACUUGGAUGCCUAUAAAUCCUUUAGAAAUGAUGAUAUAUUUAGU